AUGGGGAAAAAACGCAAGCGACCCGUCAAGGACCGUGGUCCCACGCCCUCGUCUCACCUCGGUAUCACCACAGGUACCCGCCGUUUCAGAAUCUCAGCCCCAAACUCCAGAGAAAUCAGCCAUCCUGUGAUUUCCCUGUACUACCAGCAAGUCUUGACGCUAAGAGACUACCUACUCCACCAACUUCCCCUAACAUCCAAGUCGCGUCGGCGUCGCAUAUGGUCCCUAGGUUCGCCAUCUGAUACACACCCCCAAUCCUCGGCAUUGGCACAGCUCCUCGACUCCACUUUGGUCGGGGUGCUCAAGAACUCAUCUCCGAGCCUCAUCACCGAACGACAAAAGGAAUAUUUGUCCUUCAAUGAGUCGCAGUCGCGCUCCCUGCUCGUGAGCACCGACACGGGGCCGACUUGCCCGCAGUCGGAGGUGGUUGACUUCGUGAUCUGGAAAUUGUUCAAUCAAACCGGUUAUGGGAAGCCUCAGAAUUUGCUUGCAAAUGGCUUCCAGCGUCCGUCGGUAGGGCUCCAAGCCCAGGAUACAGAAAUCCCGGGCGUUGUAAGCCGCUUCCCCAAUCACAGUGUCGCAACUCUCAAGGGAAACCCUUGGACGGAAGUGCUUGGUUUGCUCGGCAUCAAUGGAGAAGACAUCAUGAUGCGCCUUCUCUUCGAUUGCGGCGUGUUUGCUCCGAUAAACGCCCAAAAAGGGGUCUACUAUCAGCUGAGUGGUCUGCCACUUCCGGACCUCGAAGUCCUGAGCAAUGCGUCGAACCUCCAUGUAUCUGCCAAGCCUCAGAACACCGCUCCUAUUACCGAUCCGAAAAGCCUCAUCGAGAAGCAAUGCCAUCCGAAACCCGCCAACCAUCACGGCCCAAAUAGUAUUGUGUUCCUCCGUCGGCGGAUCCUUUACGGGCGCAUCGAGUCUAAAAGAGAAAUGCCCUAUGUCUUCAACCGCUUCUCGUCACUUGAUUCACAGGCUCAAACCGUUCAUGUGAUGAAGUACAUGUUUCCCCGGCAAUUCGGCUUGCAUAAUGUGUUUAUGCCGCAAUCCGAUGGUCGCAACAGCACGAUCAUUUUCAAAAGCGGGAUAUUUCGAGAGAAGGAAAUCUCUCAGCUAGACUACAAGAGGCAACUUCGACAGCCCCGGCCUGAGAAUGAAUCUGCAGAUGCAGAUGCAGGUGGUGGCGUUGGAAGUCUCAAAGUCCCCAAAAGACUUCGUGGUAUGGUCGAAACCGUCCGGAAGUUACGGAAUCGCAAUGCGCAGUGUUCCUAUAGUGAAUUAUUGCGAUAUUAUUGUCCGACUGAGAAAAGCGGUCCGGCGAAACUUGGCGCAUUCGCUCUGACGCCCGAAAAAAGCCAGCCUAUCUCGUCUCUCGAGUCAAAAUUAGUAACACAGGUGCAGAGGACCCCGGAAGACGACGCUCCCCAUAUUAGCCCCGUGACAUUGGAGCCGCACCAAGCCUUGGGGGCAUCUUGUGGAGCUGAGCAAUCGAGUCGACAUGCCCCAGUCGGUUUGAUCGAUUAUGCGACGCCGCCAUCCUCAGUGUCGGCGUUUUGUCGGGCGGUCUUUCAAAAAUUGAUUUCCCGACAGUUGUUGGGGGAUGGGCCGGAGGGCACUUCGAACUAUAAAGUUGUGAUGCGCCAUAUUGAUCGGUUUAUCAAAAUGCGCCGAUUCGAGAGUAUGAGUCUGCAUGAGGUUUGCAAAGGUGUCAAGAUUACCUGUAUUGCUUGGCUGGAGCCACCCCAGACCCAGACUUCACGAUCUGAGACACGAUCGAAGAUCGCUCUAUCUGACUUGCGUAAACGCACCGAAUUGCUUCAUGAAUUCAUUUAUUGGAUUUUUGAAUCGCUCAUCAUUCCAUUGAUUCGCUCAACUUUCUAUGUCACCGAGUCUCAGACACAUCGAAACCGGCUCUUUUACUUCCGUCACGAUGUAUGGCAACAGUUAAUCGAGCAGCCGUUCGGUAAAUUGAAGGCUACAAUGUUUGAGGAGCUCGAGCCAGAACGUGCCAAACGGGUUUUGGCACGGAAGUCUCUCGGGUAUGGUGCCCUCCGUUUGCUCCCCAAAUCUACGGGCAUCCGGCCCAUCUUAAAUCUGCGCAAACGAGUGCCGAAGGAAUCGACAUGGGGGAAGAACCAGACGUUCCUUGCUCCCAGCAUCAACACAAGUAUCACCCCCAUUUACAAUAUGUUGACCUACGAACGGCUGCGAGCUCCUGCCAAAUUAGGAUCCACCUUGCUGUCCGUUGGAGAUAUUCACUACCGCUUGAAGACAUUCAAGGAACAGCUGUCUGGUCAACUCAAACCAGGUCCCCAGUCCCAGCAACCCAAGUUUCCACCGCUGUACUUUGUAAAGCUUGACAUACAGGCUUGCUUUGAUACCAUCCCACAGGCGAAACUACUCAAUCUCAUCGCAGAUUUGGUCUCUGGGGAGAAUUACCGCAUGUCGAGACACGUGGAAUUCCAACCACCUCUUACCAAGAUGCAAAACGCGAAACCUACACGAAGAUUCUUAUCCCGUGCUGCACUCGCAGAUAAUCCACAACACCUACCGGACUUUGUCAAGAGCGGGCCUUCUCGACGAAAGGCCAAUGCCGUUUUCGUGGACUUGCAUGGGCAGAAAGAUGAGAAUGUUGAGGGUCUAAUGGCCCUUCUCGACGAGCACGUCCGCAGUAAUCUCGUGCAGAUGGGCAAGAAAUUCUUCCGUCAGCGCAACGGCAUUCCCCAGGGCUCUGUCUUGUCCAGCAUACUCUGUAACUUCUUCUACGCGGAGCUGGAGCGAAACGUGUUGGGAUUCAUCGACCCCAAGAACUCUCUCCUCCUCAGACUCGUGGAUGACUUCUUGCUCAUCACGCCCAAACGAGACGUGGCAAUGCGCUUUGUAGAAGUCAUGAUUGGUGGCCAACCAUCAUAUGGGGUCCGAGUCAACCCGGCAAAAAGCAUGGCCAACUUCAGCGCAGCAGUUGAUGGCAUAUUCCUCCCACGGCUUGAGGGUUCCAACCUAUUUCCUUACUGUGGCACCCUCAUCUCUACACACACUCUUGAGCUCCACCGCGACCAAGACCGCCAGCUGGAAAGCGGCGAAACGGCCGCUGCAACAAUCUCCAACACCCUGACAGUUGAAGCAACUCGCUUUCCCGGGCGCACCUUUAACCGCAAAGUUCUUUCAACCUUCCGCCUACAGCUGCACUCAAUGUAUAUUGACGACGGCCACAAUUCUCGCAUGGUUGUGCUGGAGAAUCUAUACGCCAGCUUCAUGACCUCCGCCAUGAAAAUGUAUCGGUACAUGAAGUCACUACGGGGACGUGCGCACCCCAGUCCCGCGAUCGUCACGCAGACAAUCCGCGACCUGGUGGAGUUGGCAGCCAAUUCUAUCCAAGGGCGGCGGGUCGACAAAGACAGCUCAUUCUCAUGUUUUGUCCAAGUUUCUCAGUUGAAGUUCCUGGCUGCGGCCGCUUUCCGAUUCGUCCUGAAGCGGAAACAAACGAAGUAUGUGACCGAGCUGCGUUGGCUGGGCUCGUUGGCUCGCGAGGCUCGACCCACUUCAGAUUCCGCAACACUGAGAAUGACACAUGUGGUGAAGAAGGGCAAUGCGAUGUUUGAGACAUGGCGAUUUUGA
Penicillium brevicompactum is the source of this 3612-nucleotide messenger RNA. RefSeq names its product telomerase reverse transcriptase. The record is from RefSeq and is a predicted model, not a curated record. Gene Ontology annotation, biological process: telomere maintenance via telomerase. Gene Ontology annotation, molecular function: telomeric repeat DNA binding; telomerase RNA binding. Lineage: Eukaryota; Fungi; Ascomycota; Eurotiomycetes; Eurotiales; Aspergillaceae. Bases 1 to 3612 code for a protein of 1203 amino acids. Gene Ontology annotation, cellular component: telomerase catalytic core complex. The transcript has 6 exons.